AUGGCCUCUCCAGUCUUUCUCUACCUCUCCGACGACCCGCAAGCCUACCUCCUCUUCCUCAAAGGUUACAUCCGUCCUUGCGCCGACAUCUGCACCAAGUGCAAAGUCCGCUAUCUCGACAACUUCAUCAAGACCGCAUCCGCCCCGGAUCUUGGCUGGAACCGGCUAUCGCCUGACGAACGGCCUCGUCCAGCCCACACCCUCUUAGACGCCCAGUUAGCCAACUUGGGUAUUACCGCAGCCAACAGAGGGAUGGGCAGACCAGAUCGUGCUGACGAUCGCUAUGAUCAGUACAAGCUGGCCAACUCCUAUCCGAUGGUGCGGAUGUCUACCUCUCUUCACCACCUCUCUCUGAUCCGUCCUCCUCAUCAGCCAGCCAACACCGCCCUCUGCACCUGCUCCAUUUUCUCCGUCCUCAACGGUAAACACCCCGAUGCACACACCGGAUACGAAUGGAUCAACGUCAUUCUGCGCGCUACUCAACAGCGGGUUGAGCCUGCUCUUCUCCAAGCAUGGGCACAACCCUUGAACGAAGAGGAGCUUCUUACUUCUUCUGCCCCAUAUCGUCCGCUGUGUCCUGGCUACGACUGCCAGGCGGACACAAGCUGGCAAGAAGAUCAAGUGCACAAAAGGAACAACGUGGUGGAUAUUCCUCGAUUUGCCGACGUAGUUUGGGAUUGGUCUGUGGAUCAAAUACGACUUUUGGGCUUAGGAAAUGGGGCCGAGGAUGACCCUGCGGGAGAUACUCCCAGUUAUGGUAUUUCCUUGGUUAGUACAAGUCCCGGUGACCCUUCCAAUCCCGAUUCUGAUCCCGGUUCCGCCGCUGUCGACCCCUCACACCCUCCAGACUCCCUUCGCCCCGGCUUUCUUCUCCUCACCGGCACUCCCUCCACCUCCGCUUCCAUCAACUCCCAGUUCAGAGACUACCACCUCGACACCUUCCCACCCUGCCGCUUCGCCCACUCCCUCCGACAGGACCUCCUGCGUGCCUUUCUCGCUCACACGUUCCGCCUGAAUGCUGCCACAUGCAAUACCCUCUCAGAUUUAUUCGUCAAAGCAGCUUUUGCAUUGUCCUAUAUACCCCCCUCCUCCUCCUCCUCUUCUCACACACCGCAUCUCCUGCCAGUCAAAUCCCUCUUCGACACCGCCCACCGCGACUAUUUCCACCAUAAAACCCCGCUCCUGGAUAUCCCCUUUGACCAAAACCAAAAUUAG
This is a messenger RNA of Neurospora tetrasperma FGSC 2508, 1215 nucleotides long. RefSeq lists its product as uncharacterized. The transcript has 3 exons. NCBI's taxonomy places the organism in Eukaryota, Fungi, Ascomycota, Sordariomycetes, Sordariales, Sordariaceae. The coding region runs from base 1 to 1215 and encodes 404 amino acids. The record is from RefSeq and is a predicted model, not a curated record.